AUGGCUACGGGGGCGCCGGCGGUGACGUCGACGGGGAAAGACAAGCCUCCUGACUUAGCUGGGGGUGACACGUACUUGACAGUUCACAGGUGGUUCAAGGGCUUCAAUCCAUGGAAAUCAACUGUGAAAUCAACAAUGGUUUUGGUUCAACUACCGGAGCUACCCAUUGAAUUCAUUAACAAAGAGGCUGUAUUGCGCAUAGCGGUGGCCAUUGGACGACCGAUAAGGGUGGAUAGGGCAACGGAGCUUGGGGCUAGAGGGAAGUAUGGUAGAGUAUGUGUGGAAGUAGACCUGACAAGACCCCUCUUAUCACAGUACAAAAUUGAGGGGAUAACCUAUCUUGUACAAUAUGAGGGGCUCGAGAAGGUGUGCACAAAUUGUGGGAAGUAUGGAAAAUCAACAGAUGACUGCCAAUGUGUGGAGAGAAUGAACGAGAGUUCCGAUGAGGGUGGAGAGGAGGCUAGUGAGGCUAAUGCAGACCCAACGAAGGGGAGGACUUAUGGGGAGUGGAUGGUAGUGAAGAAGAAGGAAUGGAAGUCGGGACGAAGGGAAGGAACGGUGUCUCGCAACAUCCAAACUGCCGACAAGAACAACCGCUUCCAUGCACUCCAUGCAGUCCCGGGUGACGUCAAUAUUAAUGAUGGAAUGGGUGAAGAAACCGAUCGUGGGAAUGGAAUGGAAAAAAUGGCUAGUAGAGGAGAGGAGCUGUUGACUAAGGAGUCACAAGGUGUGAAAGAGAGUGCAGGAGACAAACAAGUUGGGAGGGGGAGCAAAGAAGAGAAAGGGGCGAAGAACCAGAAGGAGAGCAGUGGUAUGAAGAAGAAUAAUAAAGAAGAAAAACAAAGAGUGGAGGGCAGAGCCAAGAAUCCUACAGGAGAGGCCUCACAAACUGCGGCGGGAGGGAACGGAGCACGGGUACGAGUAUGGGGUGAUCGGUGGGUGCCUUCAACCCCGGGGAAUAUCAUUCAGUCGCCGCCAAUGGGGAUACCGGUGGACUCGGUUGUAAGAGAGCUGAUCGAUGAGGAGCAUGAACAGUGGGACAGGGACCUCCUAGAAAGUUGUUUUCCAACGACGAUGGUGGAAGCCAUUUCCCGUAUUCCGCUGCGUGGCUCUCAUGAACAAGACCAGCUGAUCUGGGCGGAUAGCAAACAUGGGAAUUAUACGGCUCGAGAGGGCUACCGGCGAUGGCUGAAGGAAACCCGACUGGAGAAAGGACAAAUGGUGACGGGAGACCCAACGAUGUGGAAGAAGAUGUGGGGAAUGAUGGAGACUCAGGUACAUGCUUUCGACCAGUGCGCAUGGGUUAAUGGUUUGUGGCGGAAAUCUCAGGUGGCCCAUUGUUUCGAAAUGAGAGGGGAGGCACAAAGCAUGGAGUGGGUAUUGAAAGUGGCGACGACGGUAACAGAGAAGGAGUUUGAGGAUUGGAGUAUGCUGAUGUGGAUGAUAUGGAAGGAGCGGAACGCCCAUAUGUUUAACGGGCCGAAGCUAGCAGAGGAGGAUAUAGUUCCACGAGCAGCAGCGUUGCUGGACGAAUACAGAUCACAACAAGCUGCCCUACAUCCACCGCAGCAGAGUACAGCGGGGAGGCAUUGGACGAAGCCGAGUACGGGGAAUAUUAAUCUGAAUACAGAUGCUGGAGUGUGUGAGGAUGGAUGUGGGCUAGGAGUGGUGGUAAGAGAUGCUCAAGGCAGAUUCCUAAUGGCGGCGGCUAAGAGAGUAAGUGGAGAACAAAACCCGGAAAUGGGUGAAGCUCUGGCGGCCGAAUUAGGAUUGCAGCUUGUGCGACAACACCAGCUUGGUUUGCCCAUUCUCGAGAUGGAUUGCGAGACGGUCCUGAAGCGUAUCCGUGAUGCGGACAGGGACCAGACAGAGCUUGGAGUGAUAUGCAGGAAUAUUAAGAGGCUACUUCAGGAAAUGGGUGAUGGAGGUUGCAGACAUGUAUACCGAACAGCAAACGCGACAGCACACAUCAUGGCACAUACGAAGACAAGAUGGAACGAAACUGAAAUUUGGUUUGAUAGACCACCUAUGAUUGUACUUGACCAGCUGGAGCUGGAUUCUGUAAUGGCUUCUCAUCCUUAA
This is a messenger RNA of Linum tenue, 2082 nucleotides long. NCBI's taxonomy places the organism in Eukaryota, Viridiplantae, Streptophyta, Magnoliopsida, Malpighiales, Linaceae. The record is from the annotation of a GenBank genome assembly.